Molecule: messenger RNA, 1599 nt
Organism: Penicillium cinerascens
Lineage: Eukaryota; Fungi; Ascomycota; Eurotiomycetes; Eurotiales; Aspergillaceae
Exons: 3
Coding region: 1-1599 (532 amino acids)
Molecular function (GO): metal ion binding
Source: RefSeq, a predicted model, not a curated record
AUGGGCAGCCAGGAUCGUCCGUCAUUCUUUUGCUCUCGUCCCGAUGGGACUUUGACUCCUCUUCUCGCUGUUGACGACCUUCCUCUUUCCCUGUCUGUUCGUAAUGUGUCUCGCACUCUGACCCCCGGUGACACCCAGGGUAUGACCAGCUGCGGUGUUGCUGCUCCUCGCAGCGAUCCUUGGGUUGUUGAUGGACCUCCUACUGGAUCUCGCGUUGUCAACGACGAGAAGAUGAACGAUCUCCAUGCCCUGCUUUUCAAGAUCCUUCGUGAAGAGGAGGUUGGCUGUGAAAUUCGUUCUUCUAUUCAGGAGAUUCUCUUCCGUGGAUUUGAUACUCAGUCCUCUGUUCCCCUUCCCGCUCCCUCGGCCAUCGUUGCUGCUUGUCAGACUCCCCAGGUUGCCCCUCACUUUAGAUAUGGAGGCAACUUCCAGGGAGGCAAUCCUCAGGGAAAUCACAAGCAUCCUCACAAUAAGAAGCAGUACUGCUCUUACUGGAUCCGCCACGGCGAGUGUGACUACUCGCAACAGGGUUGUCUGUACAAGCAUGAGAUGCCCAUGGAUCUUGUCUUGCUCGACAAGUUGGGUCUACGUGAUAUCCCUCGUUGGUACCGUGAGAAGUACGGUGUGACCAGUCUGCUGCAGUCCAGCUAUAGCAACAAUCGUGGCCAGAACCAGUACCAAAUCUCCGAGCAUGCUCAUCAGCUUGUCCACCAGCCUACUCAGCAGCCUGCCCAGCGUUCUCUUGAGUGGAGCCCCUCUGCUGAAACUCCCGACACCCGUGAGCACCGUACUAAGCAGGGCCGUUACAAGUCCCCCAAGUCUCCCCGUGGUCCUGGCUUCCAGUCUGGUAAGAGCCGUGGCAACUAUACCAAGGGUCAGGGUCAGGGUCGGGGUCAGCAGCAUCACGGCUACAUCAAUCUUUUUGAGAUGACCCCCACCGGCAGUACCACUUCCCCUGAGACGAGUGAGGACUCGUUCAUCAUGACCAGUGGUCCCCUUGAUGCCACUGAUGACCGCCGUGCCAUGGAUGCUUCCCGUUCCCUUGAUGCCAUUCGUUCCACUGGGGCCACUGGGGCCACUGAUGCCCCUCGUGUCUCUGUUCAGCAGGGUCCGGGCCGCGUCUCUUCCCAGGGCUCUCAGUCCCUUCUGGAUAAAGAAGGUAGGGCCACCAAGAAGUUUGACCCGACUGCUCAAAUGGCUAAGUUGACCACCAAUGAGCCCAUCGAUGGAUACCCGAAGAACAUUUUCCGCACCAAGUCUCGUCGUCCCUAUGAAUAUGGUGGUGAUAGCCAGUUGAAGUCUCCUAUUACUAGCAAUGCUACUCGUCCCAGCACUGCUGGAAGAGAGCCUGUCAUUAAACCCGAGCAGCGCCGCAAUCUGUACAGCACCCUUCUGUCGAACAGCGAGCCCAUCCACCCUCGCGAUAUGGAGUUCACCUUUGGGGCCAUCGGCGAGCCUGUUCUAUACCCCAAUCGCGAUACCGAGUUUCCUAGCUCCAACGACAGCGCCAGUACUAGCAUCUUUGUCGGUAACCAACAGUUCUUCGUGAAGACCGACAAGAAAAAGAAUAAGCACUCUGGUCGGUCUGACAAUGUCUGA